GGGGGCAGGAACGCCGGUGCUCGCAGCGAGCGGGAGCCGCAACUCGCCCUCGCGGCGGGGCGGACGAGCCCGGGCUCUGGGUGUCGAGGCGCGCAGCCCUUCGUUUCCUCUCGCUGCCGCCGCGCUGGAGGCUGCGGACUAUAAAUAGCAGCUCGCCGGCCGCCGAGCGGCACACGCACGCACCGGGGGAAAGUGCCACGCAGGUCGCGCCGCCGCCGGGCAGAAACAAGAGAGGGAUGGUGCUGACUGAAAGGAAAUCUGCUCUUUCUAAUGAAAAAUAAGAGUUCUGAAGUCUCCGAAGUGGUAAUCCUGGAGCGGUGCUGGGUUCUGGAGUUCAAGUAUAAAACAGAUGUUUAAAUAAUUCUCACUGAAUUUCAGAGUGGAGGACCAGAUCUUUACCCCGAAGCUGCAUCAAAAGCAGAUUGUGAAUCUUGGGCUGUGGCACUGGGAGAGGCAAACUCAAAGAUUGAGGAAUAAAAUUCAUCAGCCUGGAGGUUGAUCAUGGAGAUCAAAGAGGAGAGAGCAUCAGAUGAAGCACAACAGUUUCUCCCUUCAUCACAAAUAGACAGUCUAGGAGAGCCACAGCUUACGAGUAUUCAGAGAAUUGCAAAUGAGCCAAAGCUGGAGUUCAGUCUUGCAUGCAAGGAUCUAGUGGCUGCUACCCGUGAUCGGAAGCUGAAUACGUUUAUACAGGUCUCAGUGGUACAUCCAGCAGAGCACGUUUUGACGAGGUAUUCAAGUACUGAAAUCGUGGAGGGAACAAGAGAUCCACUGUUUCUGACUGGUGUGACAUUCCCACCGGAAUACCCCAUCUAUGAAGAAACUAAAAUAAAACUCACAGUCUAUGAUGUCAAAGAUAAAUCUCAAGACACGGUCCAUACCACUGUCCUACCUGAUCACAAGGAGCCAAGAACAGACGUUGGAAGAAGCUUCCUGGGCUUUACAACUUUUACAGUAGGAGACUUGGUGAAGUCAAAGGAGCAACAGUUGACCCUUACCCUCAGAACUUCCGAUGGUGGAAAGACAGUUGGUACCAUUGAAGUCAAUCUAGUGAACAUGGGAGAGCUAGAAGAUGGGGAACCAGGCCACGUCACAACAGAUUCACAGGAUCAAAAGUUGCUCUGUUUUCUGCCACUGAAGUCCUGUAAACGUGGAUUUUUAAGUGCAGCCAGUGCCCACAAUACUGAAAACCUGGAAAGAAUGGCAGACAGGAAAGCCAAAGAAGAGUGUGCAUUGGUUCGUGAGUGUACAGCAUCUGAAGGCAUAAGUGGUAAAGACAACUUGCCUUCAUUAAAUGCAGUGUUAAAAAACCCGAUCUGUAAGUUGUACAGAUUUCCUACUUCUGACAACAAGUGGAUGCGGAUCCGGGAACAGAUGGCUGAGACCAUCCUCUCCUUCCAUGUUCCUAAAGAACUGAUCAAUCUGCACAUAAAGGAGGAUAUGAGAAGGAAUCAGGAACUUAAAGACUUGGGGGAACUUGCACCUCACUGGGACAAUAUGCGUAAAAGUGUUAUUGCUCACUGUGAUCAGAUGUUGAGCAUGUAUCAGGAUACUCUCGCAGAGCUUGGAAAGCAUACAGGUUCUUCCUUCAAGUCAAGCUGUAGCAAAGGAGAAAAAACAUUAGAAUUCAUCCCAAUAAAUCUCCAUCUGCAGAGAAUGCAUGUGCACAGUCCUCUAUUGAAAGAUGCUCUGUAUGAUGUAAUCACUGUGGGAGCCCCGGCAGCACAUUUCCAGGGAUUUAAGAAUGGUGGUCUCCGAAAACUGCUGAGUAAAUUUGAGACGGAAAGAAGAAAUACUGGAUACCAGUGUAUUUACUAUUCACCCGAGAACACAGCUAAGGCAAAAGAAGUUCUCAGCAACAUCAAUCAUCUACAACCUCUCAUAUCAAGCCAUGCAGACCUUCUGCUUAAUUCUGCAAGCCAACAUUCUCCGGACAGCUUGAAGAACUCUUUAAAGAUGCUUUCAGAAAAAACAGAGUUGUUUGUGCAUGCAUUUAAGGAUCAGCUGGUCAGAAGUGCCCUUUUAGCACUAUAUACAGCCCGACCUGGCUGUGUCCUCAAGAAACCAGCUGUGCCUAGAAACAGUGCAGAAGAGGGGGAUGACCUAAAACAUCAGGAUCAUCCAUCUCAGGUUAAAAGACAGGACUCUAUACCCCAUCAUUCUGAGUAUGAUGAGGAAGAGUGGGACAGGGUGUGGGCCAAUGUGGGGAAGAGUUUAAACUGUGUUAUUGCCAUGGUGGACAAACUGCUUGAAAAAGACAACAGCGGCAACACUAAAGAAGGUGAAACUGACCCUUCAACAGCAGAUUGCAAGCAUGCAGGCAGUGACUGGUAUGAGCAGCUUUAUCCCCUGGUGAUUACGCUGAAGGAUUGCAUGGGAGAGGUGGUCACUAGGGCAAAGCAGUCCAUGGCGUUUGUUUUGCUCCAGGAACUUGCCUGUGGUUUGCCACAAUGUUUGAUGCUGACCCUAAGGAGAGACAUUGUCUUUAGUCAAGCACUUGCUGGAUUGGUCUGUGGGUUUAUAAUCAAGCUGCACACAGGUUUACAUGAUCAAGGAUUUUUACAACAGCUUCAUACUGUUGGAUUACUUGUGCAAUAUGAAGGACUCCUAAGCACAUAUAGUGAAGAAGCAGGGAUGCUCGAAGACAUGGCUGUGGGAAUUUCAGAUUUGCAGAAAGUAAUGUUUAAAGUCAUUGAAGCCAAAUCAGAAGACUUUUUGCCUAUUAUAACUGGAAGGCGUGAACAUUAUGUCAUAGAGGUCCAGCUUCCGGCAAAGAUGUUCGAGUUGCUACCACAAGAGAUUAAAGAAGGAAAGCUACUUCGCAUGUAUCCAGUACUCUUUAAUGUUGGAAUCAAUGAACAGCAAACACUUGCAGACAGGUUUGGAGAUACCACUUUGCAAGAAAACAUUAACCAAGAAAACUUACAACUUCUAAAGGAAUAUUACAACCUGUUUACGGAAAAAAUGCCUCCUGAUUGUCUACCACAUUUUCAAGAACAAAAUGAUUUAAAGGGAUUACUAGAAAGUCUUCAUCAAAGUAUCCAGGCCAAAAAGAGGAAGAAUGUAGAAAUCAUGUGGCUGGCUGCGACGAUUUGCCGUAAGCUGAAUGGAGUCCGCUUCACCUGCUGCAAAAGUGCCAAAGACCGGACAUCCAUGUCAGUGACAUUGGAACAGUGCUCCAUCUUGAGGGACGAGCAUCAGCUUCACAAAGACUUCUUUAUUCGGGCACUGGAUUGUAUGAGAAGAGAAGGAUGCCGCAUAGAGAAUGUACUGAAGAAUGUCAAAUGCAGAAAGUAUGCAUUCAACAUGAUACAGCUGAUGGCUUUCCCAAAGUACUACAGACCUCCAGAAGGGACAUAUGGAAAAACUGACACCUAAGUUUAACAAAAAUGUAAUCAGGAACAUAUACCAUGCUAAUUAGUGAAUAUAAAAAUUGCUGUUUAUGACUUAAUAAUUUGGAAUGUGUAACCGGUUGAGGUGUUAUUUUAUGAGGUUUAACAUUUUAAAAGUAACAACGGUUAGUCAUCAUGAAAUAAAAUAUUGGUGAUUUAGAUAUUCUCAAAACCAAAUACAUUCAACUUAUCUUUGUGGACUUGAAGCUUAGCAUGACUCAUCAACCAGUUGGAAUUAGGUCUUGGGGUGAUGGAAGAUUAUUAAAAAGGGAAAUGUCAUUUGCAAUAGGAACUGAUGUUAUCAGUCUGGAGGGGAGCAUUCUGACUCUGAACCAAAGCCUGAGAUUUGAAUUAAAGGAUCUCUUCCUGCCAGAAAUGAUGUUUUCUGGUACUGCCAAAGCACUGAGGUCAUGAUCAGUAAUAAUUAGAUCCUCCAUGGAAUUUUUCAUGAAAGAUGCAACUCUUAAUACCUGGGCUAAAUACAAUUUUGGUCAUUACGUUUGUGUUCUUUAUAUAAGCAUGGAAACUUCACUAUAUAUUUUUAGUAAUUACCGCCUGUAAUUUCAGUAGUUGCAUUCUGGUUUGUUGCAGUUCGUUUGGAUGUAUCUUUCUUGGCUUUCUGUAUCUGAGCCAAAUACCACUUAUUUCACUUGAUCUUGCACAUAAAUCACACUGAAUUCGGAGGGAUUAGUUCUUCAAGAAAGGUGACUUAUAUCUAACCUGUCAUGUUCCUGUUCACAGUAGACCCUUAAAACUAAAUUUUCCUUAGUGAUAGGUAAAAUGACUUGUAUAUACAGGCAUUAAUAUAUUGUUAGGUUAUAAAAAUGUGUUUUUACAGAGUCUGAGAGAAAUGUUAUAUUUACAGUAACCUCCUGUAUUAGGACUAGUUAGCUUCUGCAGCUGAUUUAUAUGAAAUUUGUAAUGCUGCAUGUAGAUGUUCUAGGAUAAAGAACAACUAUGAGCUUUAAAAGUGAAUGUUAAUGCUUCUGCCAGCUUGUGUUAGUCUUGAAAUGUGUCUUGCAAAGAACAUUUGUGUUUUCCUAUUUUCUCUAUUUAUUGCCUUCUUCUGCCCCCCCAGAGAGAAGUACAGUUAACAAAAAACAAGUGUCCACUGGUUACUAACCUUUGUGUGAUGCAUUUAUUUUAAGAAAAAACUAUCUAGAGCAGAAGUAUAAGAAUUCUACCCAAAUUAAACUGCACUGGGAAUUUGAGUACCUGUAGGAAAUUGUAGUUGCUAUGGAUAAAGUGGUAAAUGUUUGCUUGCCUCUAUAGAAGUCCAAGAAAUCUUGAUGCAUAGUGAAUUACAAUUUGUUCUUUUUCAUCUGUUAAGACUUGUUACUGGGUAUAAAUCUGUAACUGUACUAGUAAAAAAUACUUGCUUAAGCACCUGAUUGUGCAAGCUCUAUUUGGUAGAUUAUGUAGAAAUUAUCUAUUGUGAAUAGAAUCAAACCCCUCACGUACACUUGCAAGAUGAGGCUUUGGAACAUGUAGAAGUAUGUCAGGAAUGGAUCUUCAUUCCAACACACUGACUUCAGUGAAGCCAAGAAUUCACCUACACAGCAUAUUUUCCUAAUUGGAAUGUUUUUUCAAAGUGAAGUAGUUUGUUUAAAAAGGACUUUUGCGCAGUUGUUGUUUAUUCAUAUUAAGUCUCCAUUAGAAUAUUGUUUCAUGAAUGACUUCUUUGCUCUUCUAGAAUGUAUUGCAUCAAUAGUAGAUGCCAGAAGAGCUAGCAGUGCAUCAUAGACAAUGCAAUGAUUUUUCCUGUCGUGUACCAGUGGGCACUACUCGGUGGAUGUGCGGAUAAAAUUCUGUGCAUUUAAAUAUUAUGCAUCAGGUCUGCACAAAAUUUUAUUUGCAGGUUUAUGGAGCAUAAAUCUUCCUAGGAAAGUACUGUUCUGUUCUGUCGGUCUGACUGCUACUCUAUACCUCACUUCGUUUCUGCUGUGUUUAUUGCUAACUUACAGAAACGUUACAUAUACAGCUGAGAAAGAGUGGUAACUUCUUUAGGCACCUCUGAAAUGAUCCCAGUGAUACACAGUAGAAAUGCUGGCCUUCCUAAAGUGAUUCUGGAACUGCCUGUGAAAUUCUAGGCAAAGACAGUAUACACUUGUGGGUACUUUCAUUUCUUACAGUUCUUUAUCUCAGCCCCAUGGGAAUUCUGUCAAAUUCAAAAUGAAAAAACUAUAGAUUUCUUUUUUUAAUUAAGAAAAUAGUCUUUCAAGAUCUUGCCUCAGCAUUUAAUCUCAUAGGGUUCUAAAUUAUUUUGACUAUAAUGUUACCUUUAUAUUUAAAAUGUUUUCAUCAGUGAAGCUGCACUUUGGGGGAAAAAAACCACAACAACCAAACAUAUUGCAGUUCUUUUUAUUGAAACAGGUGUACCCAACAAACUUCACUGGGCUUGGGCCAUUAUGGAAGAGCAGGUUGGGUUUUGUUUUGAAUAAGGCUGAACUUUUUCAUGCUAGUGUUUUCACUGGAAUGUCUUUUUGUAGGUCACUAAGACUAUUUUAAAACCUGACACAAUUCCAAGUGUCCUGGAAGAACUUUAUUGCUUCUGUACUGAAGGAGGCUCAACUAUUUCUUUGUUUUGUCAUUGCCUGCCAUGGGUCUACAGCAUUUUAUUCAGUCAGAGCCUGUCUUGUCAAAGCAGAGUUGUCAAUUAAUCACGGAUUCACAACUUGUGUUUUUCUGGUUUGUCUUUUAAACAAAGAUCUUUUUGCUGCAGGUUGACAGUUUAAUUGAAGUGCAUUCACUCUGUACAGAAGACAUUUUAAGUCACGUCUGUCUUUUGAAUGCCCAGCAGAGGAGUUGAAUCAUCCCCUGAGGUUCAUCUUGCAUGAAUCCUUGUAUAUCACUGAAUUACACAGGAGUAGGAUUCAGGAAAUAAAUUUUCAUUAGAAAGCUACACCGUUUGCACAGAGUUAAGGGAAACAAGCUCAUUUAGCAGCAUAUGUAUGGGAAGUGUUCCAUAUCUGCUUGACUUAAAGUUAAAGUAGUUUUUUUCUCAUAGAUGAUUAUAAUACUGUCAGAAUUAAUACAGAACAUGUACAGGCUUGACAUGAUUAAGCAGGCAGAUCUUUUUGCUUCUGAAGUCUUCUUUGGGGGAAUUUUUAAUAUGUUUUUAUUACAGUUUAUACUUUGGCUUUUAUGGAGCAAUUAGGAAACAAGUUUUUAAUUGUUACCUGAUUUUGCUGAUGUAUACUUGUGCAUUUUAGUGGAAUACUUGAAAAUAUAUGUGUUAAGAGGAACAAAAUACAUAAGAGGACAGCUGAAAGAGACAAACUAUUACCUGGGAAAGAGCCUUAAUGAUGCUAAAAACUAACAAUUUUUUGUAUUGUUCAAACUUUGGCAUUUUUCUUAAAGUAAAAUAGGGAAAUUAAUGCUGUGUCUAAAACAAUCAAUCUAGAUUAAAAUUCACUGAUUAUAAGUGAACUAAAGUGUAAUGGUAUUUUAAAUAAUCACUAAGAAUUUAGGUACAAAGUGGAAUGUAUUAAUUUGAAGCCCACUGCAUAUUAUGCCUAUUUUGACUUCCAGAAAAUAAGCUUAUUCUUAUUCGUAUUUUUAUCACGAGUUCCAAGAAAUGCUAUGGCCAAUUUAUGAAGAGCAGGAAAUGCACUUAACACCAACAGGUAUAAUAUAUAAAUUGCAUUAAAAACUGUGCAGUAAAAUUACUUGUGUGAAUUAAUGUUUGUCAUCAAUUAACAGACUUAAACAUACAUUGUGUGAGUUGGCUAUGUUACAAACUCGAAACAAUGAUAUCUUUAUGCUUUGUUAUUGUAAAAAGGAAAUGUUCUGUACAGGCAAUGCUGUGAGACAUGAAUUUGCUUCUUACCUUUCACUUAUUUGCAGCUUAAAAGGAUAUGUUUACAUUCAAAAUGCUUUAACAUAAUUUACAGCUUUUUACAACACAAUCUUAGCUUGUAAAUUGGACGUUAAAAAGCAAAAACUCACAGAACUGCAUUUAAAAACAAGUAAACCAAAACCAGACUUCAGUCUCCAGAAUGUUGAGGUUUUUCCUUAGUCAUGCAACCCACGAGCUGUUGUGGUGCUGGAGCGUUCAGCUUAUGCUCUGCAGCACUCAAGUGCUUCUUUCCCUUAGUGUCAUCUGUAUAAGUAACGUGCCACAACAAUAAAUUUCCGCAUAAUGCUCAUGAUUCAAGAUGAAAAAUGUGGAUUUGCUCAAAAAGAACAAGAAGUAGCAAUUCAAUAAUUCAGAAUAAAAAAUAAAAAAUGAAGAAGUUUGUUAACCAAUGUAUCCAUAUUCCAAAAAGCAGAAACAGAAGGCAUGGGGUGUGUGUGCUAACAGGGAAUGAGAUUUAUGAUAGAAAUCUGAGUGUAACAGUUGAGUGCUCAGAAUCUGGGUUUUGGAGUGGUGAGAUUUGGGGCAGUGCCGCUUUAACUUGGAUUUCUAACUGCAGUGUUCUGUAUUCUUUCCAUCUGUCUUGCAAAGGGCUUUGAAAGUUUUUAGCAAUUCUGUUUUGUUUAUGAAGGUCUGGCUUCAAUUUUUUUAAAAUCCUGAGUUGCUUUGAUACUUGUUUUCAUUUGGUGUAGCUGUUCCUUGUAAUGUUCAUGUCUCACACUCUCGUGCACGUGAGGCUCAGUAUAACAUUAACAGGACUUCAGAUUGUGUGUGUGUGUUCAGAGAAAUAAAGCACAACUAAGCAAUUCAAAUCUUUUUAUACAUCAGGAUUUAGCAUUUUUGUUUCAUUGCUGUCUGUAAGCCAUGCUCAUUGUACACUGUGUGUAUACUUUUAUUUAAAUAAAUGUGAUAUUUAUUUUUUA
Gallus gallus (chicken) is the source of this 8171-nucleotide messenger RNA. It is a transcript of the gene INPP4B, whose product is annotated as inositol polyphosphate-4-phosphatase type II B. Lineage: Eukaryota; Metazoa; Chordata; Aves; Galliformes; Phasianidae. The coding region runs from base 502 to 3378 and encodes 958 amino acids. Gene Ontology annotation, cellular component: cytoplasm. The transcript has 27 exons. The record is from RefSeq and is a predicted model, not a curated record. Gene Ontology annotation, molecular function: phosphatidylinositol-3,4-bisphosphate 4-phosphatase activity.